AUGGACGAGUUGAAACCAACCCCAGCCAACUCAUCACCUCUCACCCCACUCCUCUUCCUCGACCGAGCCGCCACUGUCUACGGUGACUGUCCUUCCCUCAUCUACGACAACACCACCUACACAUGGAGCCAGACCCACCGCUGAUGCCUCUGUGUGGCCUCCUCCAUCUCCUCCCUCAGCAUCCACCGCGGCCACGCUGUCUCCGUCCUCUCCCCCAACACUCCCGCCAUGUACGAACUCCACUUCACCGUCCUUUUCUCCAGCGCCAUCCUCAACACCAUCAACACCCGCCUCGACACCCGCACCGUCUCCCUCCUCCUCCGCCACAGCCAAUCAAAACUCCUCUUGCUCGACCACUCCCUCACCUCCCUCAUCCUCGAUGUCGUCUCCCUCUACCUCCUAACACCCCCGCCCCCCCUCCUCGUCCUCAUCGCCGACGAUGCACCCUCACCUGAUUACUCCUCCACCUUCUGCGCCACCUAUGAAAAACUGGUCGAACGCGGCGUGGAGUUCAAGUGGGACCUACCGAACAGCGAGUGGGACCCGAUGGCGCUGAACUACACUUUCGGCACCACAUCCUCGCCGAAAGGAGUGGUGCACUGCCACAGGGGGAUGUUCAUCGUCACCGUCAACUCUCUCCUUGACUGGCCCGUACCCAAGAAACCUAUCUAUCUCUGGACACUUCCGAUGUUCCACGCCAACGGCUGGAACUACCCGUACGGGAUCGCAGCCGUGGGUGGGACCAACGUCUGCGUCCGCAAGUUUGAUGCACAUGUCAUUUAUGACCUGAUCACACGACACAACAUCACCCACAUGUGCGGCGUGCCAGUGGUCCUCAACAUGUUGACAAACAUACCCAACAUGGAGCCGUUGAGAAAGCCGGUUCAGAUCAUGACCGCCGGAGUUCUGCCCCCCGCAACGGUGCUGUCACGAACGGAGGCGCUGGGGUUCAUGGUGAGCCAUAGCUAUGGGGUGACGGAGACGGCGGGGAUGGUGGUAUCGUGCGCGUGGAAGCCUGAGUGGAAUAUGUUUCCGGCGACGGAGAGGGCUAGGCUGAAGUCGAGGCAGGAAGUAAGGAUGGUGGCGAUGACACGCGUCGACAUGGUCGACCUAGAUACGGGUAAGCCGGUGAAACACGACGGCACGUCGCUUGGGGAAGUGGUGUUGAGAGGCGGGUGUGUUAUGUUGGGUUACCUAAAAGACCCAAAAGGCACGGCGAGUUGCAUGAGAGACGGGUGGUUUUACACCGGCGACAUGGCGGUGAUGCACUCAUACGGGUAUCUAGAGAUAAAGGACCGAUCAAAGGAUGUGAUCAUAAGCGGGGGAGAGAACCUGAGUAGCGUGGAGGUGGAGUCUGUUCUCUACACCAACCCCGCCGUGAACGAAGCGGCUAUGGUGGCGAGACCGGAUGAGUGAGGGGAGACACCGUGCGCAUUUGUGAGCCCGAAAGCUGACGUGAGGCUGACAGAGAAGGAGAUAAUGGAGUAUUGUAGAGGGAAGUUGUCGAGUUUCAUGGUGCCGAAGACGGUGGUGUUUAAGGAGGAGCUGCCGAAGACGCAGACGGGGAAGAUUCAGAAAUUUGUGCUGAGAGAGAUGGCCAAGGAGUUGGGGUCCACAAGGCUGAGUAGGAUGUAA
Argentina anserina (silverweed cinquefoil) is the source of this 1635-nucleotide messenger RNA. Its product is annotated as 2-methylpropanoate--CoA ligase CCL4-like. The record is from RefSeq and is a predicted model, not a curated record. NCBI's taxonomy places the organism in Eukaryota, Viridiplantae, Streptophyta, Magnoliopsida, Rosales, Rosaceae.